Racocetra persica is the source of this 225-nucleotide messenger RNA. Lineage: Eukaryota; Fungi; Glomeromycota; Glomeromycetes; Diversisporales; Gigasporaceae. The record is from the annotation of a GenBank genome assembly.
AUGACGCAUAUGAUCGAUGAAGUAAUUAAUGACUUAUUAGCAGCAACUCCACGUGAGGUUCUGAUCACGCCCCCGCCCUAUAACGAAAGGCAAACUUUGAACGAAAAGUUAUUAAAUGAAGCAAGUCCGAAAGAACAGACCGAAUAUCAAAAGAAGAUUACAAAGCACUAUUAUACGGCCGCAAUCAGAAUUUACUGGUUAUUCGAAAUGUACAGAAUUGAACAA